AUGAAUAGCCGUGAACGCAUUCGUAUUUUCAAAGAAGACAGAAAAGGUUCUUUAAAUGCGAACCAGGUUUUGAGAAGACUUUCAGUGUUGUGUGAAGGCAGACAAUAUCUUGAAGCUGCACACUUAGUUAAUCGACUCGGAUCUUCAGCAUUAUGUGUGGUUGCAACGGAAAUGCCAUUGGACUUGUUGGCAGAAGCCUUGCCUUACAGUUCAACUUUAUUGGAAUGCUUGUUUACCAAAUUGAAUGGAUUGCUAAUUGGAUCAAAACCGAAUGUACAUGUUGAUCGAAUCAUUUGGCAUCUUGUGAAACUUUUCGGUAGUCCAUGCGAUUAUUCACUAAUCAGAAGAUGUGAGAAACUUAUUGGUCUCAUUGGGAUAUGGAAGCCCGAAAUGAAAGCAAUGUUGAAGGAACGAGAAGGUUCCUUUGAGAGUGCUAUUCAAGGAUUAGGACUUCAUGGAUUGACUCAUAUUACAAAUGAAAAUGGAAAAUUUAUUUCAUUACGCUCAGCAUUGAGACGUGAACUUCAAUUUCAUAUUGACACUUAUAAGCUUGCAAUCAACGUGAUUGAUGAAACGGAAACGUCUGCUGAUUCAGAUCCCGCACAAGCGUCUCAUCAAAGACUAUUAGCAUUCAAAUAUGACGAUAUUCAAAAACGCUUGAUUGACAAUAAAAUUCUUCUCACAAAACUUGAAGUUCCAGGAUUAAAGCAAUUACAUAAUUUGCUUGAUAAUUUAAGAGAACGAGUUGAGAAAGAUAAAGAAGUGUUGAUUUGCGUUAAUCAAGUGAAGAAUAGAGAUCGUGAUGUUGAUCUUAAAGAAUGGCCCGCAGCGAAGGUAAUCAUGGAUUUCUCUCGAGGUUGCAAGUCGGUUAUGUCUCUAAUGAAUAAUGAAGAUUCCAGUGAAAGUGUUGAAGAUGCCGGUAGUGCAAGUGAUGGAUAUCAUUCCGAAACAGAAUCAGACGAAAGAAAAAUUCUUAUUGAAGAAUAUCACGCUUUAUACAAAUCAUCGCGAAUAGAAACACUGAAAGCAUUAAACGAGUCACAACAGAUUGAAAUUGCCGAGUCUGUAAAAUUAAAAAUUUUAUUCUCUGUAGUUGUCCUCGCGUUUAGAUCGUGCCAUAGUUUGAAGGAAAAAAAACUUUUGGAGGUAAGACGAACGCUUAAUGUUUUAGACAGGCCUGGAAACUUUAAUGACGCAAUCAUUUCACUUGAAACUUCGGUGAAAAACUUUUUGCUAUCUACGUGCGAAGCCUUUCCAUUAGAGGAUGUAGAAAUAUCUGUGGCUAAUCAAAUUUACACAACACUUCAUGGAUAUUCUUGUAUCAAUCAACUUCUGAUUAUUCUGAAGCACUUCAUCAAGAAAUCUGUGAGACUUGCUUGGAAAUUAUGCAAUCAACCUUCACCAUUUUAUCUCGACACAGAUUUCACCCUCAGUACAAUCAACCUAAAGAAACACGCGAGAUCGUCAACAUCAAAUCAAAAGUCGACAAUAAUUCAAUAUUUCUUAUGGCCAGCACUCUUCAGAAGCAAUGAAUGUCUGUCGAAAGCUGUUGUCGUAACUUGAGAAAUGUUUUCCAUCAAUUCAUAAUAAUCAAUUAAGAAAAUGGAAAACUUUUUCCAUUACUUAUACAUACAAUGUUGGAUUAAGCAAAAACUUUUCAUACAUGUUCAUUUUGUACUUUGUCAAAUAUACGUAGCAACAUGCAAAAGUUAAAAUAUGUUCAAAUUGAAUAUGCUGUCUCUAUGCGACAAAGCAAAUGUUCAUAUGUUAUGUAUUUUAAAACUUUUCGCAAUUAAAUUUCAUGAAUAGACUUUGGAUAAAUACAUUUGGAAGUAUCAUUGUUAUAAACUGAAUAACUUUGUCUAGUGAAACAAUUUUAAGAUAAUAAUUAAUUUCAUCAUUCUAAAUUCAUCUAUCAUGACAAUAACUUAAUUCAUGUAUUGCGCUUUUAUUUGUUUUGA
This is a messenger RNA of Clunio marinus, 1961 nucleotides long. NCBI's taxonomy places the organism in Eukaryota, Metazoa, Arthropoda, Insecta, Diptera, Chironomidae. The record is from the annotation of a GenBank genome assembly.